AGCGCAGAUCCCCCCGUAGAGUGACUGACUGAGAUGGACGCCGUGGUGCCCUCCGCCAAGCCGACGACGGCGCCGACGCUGUUCCGCCGCAACCGCAUCCGCGUCAAGGAGCUGCUGGGCAGCGGCCUGGAGCUCGAGGGCCAGAUGGUGACCGUCAAGGGCUGGGCCAAGACCCUGCGCGAGGCCGGCGCCGGCGCCUUCGCCUUCCUGGAGCUCAACGACGGCUCGUGCUUCGCCGGCGUGCAGUGUGUGAUCAACAAGGAGGAGACCGAGGGCUUCGCCGACGCCAUCGCCUCGGGCGGCGUGGGCGCCAGCUUCAGCGUGGAGGGCGUCGUGGUCAAGUCGCCCGCCAAGGGCCAGGAGGUCGAGGUCAAGGCCGCCAAGGUCAAGGUCUACGGCGGCAUCCCCGACAGCGCCACGUACCCCAUGAGCAAGAAGCGCCACACGCUCGAGCACCUGCGCGCGCACGCGCACCUGCGCCCGCGCUCCAACAUCCACGGCGCCGCCAUGCGCGUGCGCAACGCCAUGGCCUUCGCCACGCACGAGUUCUUCAACCAGCGCGGCUUCCUGUACAUCCACACGCCCAUCAUCACCGAGUCGGACUGCGAGGGCGCCGGCGAGAUGUUCAGCGUCACCACGCUGCUGAGCCAGCACCCGGACGGCAAGCUGCCGCUCACGAAGGACAACAAGGUCGACUACCAGAAGGACUUCUUCGACCGCCCGUCCUACCUCAGCGUCUCGGGCCAGCUCAACGUCGAGACCCACUGCUGCGCCCUCUCGGACGUGUACACGUUCGGCCCCACGUUCCGCGCCGAGAACUCCAACACGUCGCGCCACCUGGCCGAGUUCUGGAUGAUCGAGCCGGAGAUCGCCUUCGCCGACCUCAAGGACGACAUCGACCUGGCCGAGGACUACCUCAAGUUCUGCGUGCAGUACGCGCUGGACCACUGCACCGAGGACCUCGAGUUCUUCAACAAGAACGUGGAAAAGGGCCUGCUCGAGCGUCUGGCCGCCACCGUGGAGUCGCCGUUCGUGCGCAUCUCGUACACGGACGCCGUGGAGCUGCUGCUCAAGCCGGAGCACCUGAAGAAGGGAAAGUUCUCGGUCAAGCCCGUCUGGGGCACGGACUUCGGCUCGGAGCACGAGCGCUACCUGACCGAGACGGUCUACAAGAAGCCGGUGGUGAUCUACGACUACCCGAAGGAGUUCAAGAGCUUCUACAUGCGCCUGAACGACGACGGCAAGACGGUGGCUGCCGCCGACGUGCUGGUGCCCAACGUCGGUGAGAUCAUCGGCGGAUCGGCGCGUGAGGAGCGUCUGGACGUGCUGGAGGCUCGCAUCAGGGAGUCUGGCGCCAACCCGGAGGACUACAAGUGGUACCUGGACCUGCGCAAGUACGGCUCGGUGCCGCACGCCGGUUUCGGUCUCGGCUUCGAGCGUCUCAUUCGUUACGUGACUGGCAUUGAGAACAUCCGUGACGUGAUUCCGUUCCCGCGGUGGCCCGGCAACGCCGCCUUCUAAGCAGUCGCUGGGAGGUAGGCGCUUGACGUUCCUUCGCGGACUAGAGGCGAGUUCGUUGCUCGAGACGGUGCUUAUGAUGGCGCAAGCCUAGUCACAGUUGCUGGCAGUGUAAGGCCCCUCCAUCCCUGUCCCGAGUAAACAAAUCUAAACAUUUGCAAGAUACGUUCACGUGUUUUGAUGUUCAUCAAGAUGAUAAGAGAUUGGUACUGCCAAGUCGCCCUACGGGUGGCGGAAGAGCGUGAUGCACUUCUUGCCGACGUUGAAUCGCACGAAGUUCUUGCUCUCGUAGGUGAAGGCCGUCUUGUACUCGGAGCCGACGAUGCAGUGCCACGUGGGGCCGUACUUCUCCUCCAUCCACGUCUUGAUGUGCUUGGCGAUCUCCUUCUCCUGCGUGAACUGCUCCAGCGCCACGCUCGCCUGCGCCAGCGCAUCGUUCUUCAUGUCCCCGUGCUCGUCCACUGGGCAGCACAGCAGCCACACUCAGUCAGCCAAAACCACCAGCAUCAUCCAUCCAUCCUUUUGAUCUCAAUGCCGCCACCUUACUGUCCGUCUCCAUCUGCUUGCCAUUCUCGCGCGUCAUGCUUGCCUUCGUUCGCCCUUCAAGUCGCAAGUGACAGCGAGGGUAUCCAUCGUGUGCGUGCGUCCCUUCAAGACCGACUUCGCCUUAUCUCGGCUAAUUCCGAACGAAGCUAUUUACGUGCGCCACACCACAUAACUCGCCAUUAUUGAGUGCGACAUCGAGAAGAGCGCGAAAUUGACCGAGAGAGCAGCGAGGGCGAAGCCGCCGCCUCCAGAGACGCCGCAGCCAUGACGCACGACCUGUCGUCGCGCAUCGAGUACUCGGAGAAGUACGUGGACGACACCCACGAGUACAGGUGCGUCGCUCGCCCGCUUCCGCCGCGGGAAUUGGCCCAGAAUCGGCCUCGCAACGCGUGAAUGCGCAUCGAUGGCUAACAAUAUUCAAAUUAUUCGCUGCAAUUUGUUGCAAUUUCUGCUGCAAUUCAGACACGUGAUCCUGCCCAAGGAGAUGCAGCGCAGCCUGCCGGACCGCCUGCUGACCGAGACGGAGUGGCGCCAACUCGGCGUCCAGCAGAGCCGCGGCUGGGUGCACUACGCCAUUCACAAGUACGUUCACGCAGCGAGAUGCUCCGUCCGCGCUAGCUGCUUCGUGGGCUGAGACCAGUCAGACUGUGGGUCUGCUUGGUCAUAUCUGAAGCAGCGUUGAUUGACCCCGUCUAUUGUUUUGUGUUGCUGCUGCUGCGUUGCAGGCCGGAGCCGCACAUUUUAUUAUUCCGACGCCCGCUGGGCACGGACCCCACAACGGGCCGCGUGAACCCGGACAUGGAGAAACAGGCCAAGGAGAAGUACGCCCAGGAGUUCAAUUAACGGGACUGCUGCGGCAGUGGCGAUACUUGUAGUGGGUGAGUCAGGCAGGGAUUUCGGUGGGCAGCACCGGGAAACGCAGUGAAGGAGGAGCACGAUGCUGACCACGCGCGGUUUAACGUCGGGAGUGCGUGCACACUGAUCGAACUGCCCUGAGCAGAAUGAAGAGACCCACGUUGGUUUGAGAGAACUGUUGCUUGCUGCUGCUGUUGUUGUUGUUGUUGCACUUUGGUGUGCUGUAGUGCAGCGGAGACCUUGCCUUUCGUGCUUUGGAGCGCGGGAGCAAAUCGUCGUCGUAUCACGUGCUUGGACGCUCAAGCGAGUCGCUUGCUCGCGUUGAAGUUCGGCGGAGGUGCCUUGCGCGUCAGCGGGGUUUAACGUCUGGAACUCGAGCCUUGGAUUGGCCGGCAUCCAACUGGAACUUUGUAUGUCGCUUAGACAUGUUGCUUAUUUCAGUUCUUCCGGUGCGUAAGCUCGCUGUCGUCGAAGCAGCCAUCUACUGCUUCAACUUAGAUCGCUAGGGCGCAGGGUCGACGCAGUGCUGUCACGUCCCUGGACUAGAACUGAAACUUCCUUGAAGUUGUCUCGCGCGCCAGCCUGGAGCUCGCAGCAGUUGGCGCCGCAGUUGGUCGGCCAAGGUGGCUACUGCGCGCCUAGCGCCCACGAGAAAAUAUUCGCGGCGGCGGCGCCAUGCUGCUCGUCUUUCACGUCGAAACGGACGAGAAACUGCCGCUUCAGGAUCCGCGCCAGCUAUUCGGAGCACUGCCUGUGCCGACUGUCGCAAUGCUGGCAGGCGAGUUAGUCCAUCACCCCCGGGCUAGUAGCAAUCCAACUCGGUGACGAAUUCCGCCGCGCUCUUCGGUCUUCAAUGUCCAUCCUAAUACAUCUCGCCCAAUAUCCAUCCAUCCGGCCCGAUUUGUAAGCUGUGGAGCUUUCAGCCUUGAAGCGCAACACCACCACCGCCGAAAAAGCGCUUGCGAAUCUUACACGGGCGCACAACCAGCACGUCAACAGGUGCCUCGCAAGCAACGUGUUCGCCGUGAAAAGCGUCGUUGAAGUGCGCAGCCGGGACAUGGAUCUGCACAACCUUCCAGAGUUAAUGCCAGCCCUGAUUCAGGUUGUAUCAUAUUGUACCUUCCAAAGUUGGUCUGAUUGAACCCCGACCCCCUCCGCGCCGAUGACUUGCGCUCAGUAUGCCCCCCCCCCCCGAGUCUAGUCUAGGACGAGCAAGCAAAGCCCCGACGCCGGCGUCAUGCUCGACUCGUCCUCCGCCACCUCAGUCGCGGCCUCGAGCCGGCCAUUCUCCUUUUGCCACGCUGCCGCGCACCGCCCCGUUCUACCUCGCCCACCACCUCUGGACACCCGCCGCCCGGGACAAUGCAGACGCCCAAGACGCCGCUCGUGAACAUGCAGACGCAGAACAAGGACCAGCUGCUGGCCACCAGCGCGCUCAAGGACGCCAUGGGCGCCGACCUCAAGAAGCGGCCCGUGCCCGUGUACGUCAAGAUGAUGGCCGGCAUGGCCGGUGGCGUGGCCGAGGCCUGCAUCCUGCAGCCGCUGGACGUGACCAAGACGCGCCUGCAGCUGGACCGCACGGGCCAGUACAAGGGCAUGGUCAACUGCGGCACGACCAUCUACAAGCAGGAGGGCGGCCUCGCGCUCUACAAGGGGCUCACGCCCUUCGUGACCAACAUGGUGCUCAAGUACGCGCUGCGCUUCGGCUCCUUCGCGUGGUUCAAGGAGCAGAUCGCCGGCGGCAAGGACAAGCCGAUCACCCCCACGAUCAACUUCACGGCCGGUCUGCUCGCCGGCUGCAUCGAGUCGGUCAUCAUCGUGACGCCGUUCGAGGUCAUCAAGACCCGCAUGCAAAAGGAGGUGGGCGUCGGCCGCUUCAGCGGCCCCAUCGACUGCACGCGCCACAUCGUGCGCAACGAGGGCGUGCGCGCGCUCUGGAAGGGCAACAUCCCCACCAUGGCGCGCCAGGGCA
Messenger RNA from Phytophthora sojae, 4891 nucleotides. RefSeq lists its product as hypothetical. Gene Ontology annotation, molecular function: asparagine-tRNA ligase activity; ATP binding; nucleic acid binding. Bases 34 to 1521 code for a protein of 495 amino acids. The transcript has a single exon. The record is from RefSeq and is a predicted model, not a curated record. NCBI's taxonomy places the organism in Eukaryota, Oomycota, Peronosporomycetes, Peronosporales, Peronosporaceae. Gene Ontology annotation, cellular component: mitochondrion. Gene Ontology annotation, biological process: asparaginyl-tRNA aminoacylation.